This is a messenger RNA of Laccaria bicolor S238N-H82, 990 nucleotides long. RefSeq lists its product as uncharacterized. NCBI's taxonomy places the organism in Eukaryota, Fungi, Basidiomycota, Agaricomycetes, Agaricales, Hydnangiaceae. The record is from RefSeq and is a predicted model, not a curated record. The transcript has a single exon. Bases 1 to 990 code for a protein of 329 amino acids.
AUGUUCUAUUCACCGAACUGUUCAGAUACUGUUAGUGCUCCACGUCCCAGUCCUGAUCGCGAGUCGAACAGCCUUGUCAUCGAUUACCACAACGAUCUGUCCUCCUUGGUCAAUGAUCCUCAGUGGUGGACAGCAAAUUUUGGUUGGCUGUCCUUUACACCUAAAAGGCCUUUCUUUGGUGGUGGUCUACUGGGGCGACUGGCAGACAUAUGUAUUCAGGAAAUCAAGGGAAAGUAUUCAAUGGCUGAAGACUUGAUAAAUAGCUGGACAAAGCUUGAAUACAUAAUUUGCAGUGUCAUCGUGAUAUUGGGGGGCGUGUACGAAAUACCUUCUAUCGGUCCUGCCUAUCCUGCAGCCAGAGGAUAUCAGAGGCAACAUGCUUAUCGAUCAGUAGCACAUCGGGAAGCCCGAGCUUCUCGUGAUAUAUUUGUGCUGUGGAUUGGCCUAUUAUCGUUCUUAAUAGCAGGAGCAGAUAGCUUAUCGCAAAAGGGCUAUGAAUGGCCUUCUCUUCUCGAGAAUCAUUUGCAAUUCCAUCCUGCCAUUGCUGAUUUAAUUCGGGCAUCUGACCUUGGCACAUUCUCACACGAAGUUCAGCGCAUUGGAGCGUUUAUCUAUCUUACCAAAGAUGACAUCGAAAAGACUCACCAACCUUCUGUUCGCUGGCUAAUCACUCACAACAUUCCAAUCUGGUAUCAUAGACCUGAAAUAGAUGGGGAGGACCCUACUAAACUUAAACGUAAGGGGUGCCUCAAUUCACGUGGUCAGUGCAAAGCUUGUUUUCCUCGAGAAAUUGUUGAAGAGACAAUGGUGGAUCCACUUAGUGGUGCUUUAAAAAUAAAGAAAGGUGAAAUGUGGUUAAAUACUUUUACACCAGAACUUACAUACAUGAUUAGAUGCAAUACAGAUGUUACUAGCUUGAUGUCAGGUACAGUAAUCAAAGCUGUUGUAGGGUAUAUCACUGAUUAUGUUACAAAAUCAGGAUUAAGUUGA